Messenger RNA from Striga asiatica, 984 nucleotides. NCBI's taxonomy places the organism in Eukaryota, Viridiplantae, Streptophyta, Magnoliopsida, Lamiales, Orobanchaceae. The record is from the annotation of a GenBank genome assembly.
AUGAGUAACGGAUUUUACCGAAAGGCAGAAAAUGGCCCGGACGGAGGCCUAGACGGCCGAUUUUUGGAUCGAGACCGGUGCCAAUGGGGCGAAGCCCAAUUGGCGCGACGUUCUCCUCAGAACGAGGAUCGCGGGCAUAUGCUGUGGGCUGCACGAUUCUCCAAUGCCUCAUCGUCCUCCUUAUUUCCCAUUUCCCCCUCCUUGUCCUCAACAGCUGGAACAUCGCCUAAACCCCUCAACAACUCGGACCCACUUCCAAUGCCGUUUUCUUUCUCGGCCCCACUUCCAUUGGGGUUUUCUUUCUCGGACCCACUUCCAUUGCCGUUUUCUUUCUCAGCCCCCCACACUUUCUCCGACAGAUCGUCGGAUUUCUUCUGGGCCCUGAACUGGAGAAUUCCGUUCAGGAUAGUGAUUUCGUCCGCCUCACUCCAUAUCCUCUGGAACGGUUGUUUCUUCUCGGGUUCAGCCUUCUUACUCUUCUUCGACUUCUUGGUGACAGCGGGCUCCGUCCCCUUAUCCUCCUCGACGGCCUUCUUCCUGGUAGAUCUGGCCGCUGAAGCGGAGGCGGCGGCCGGCGGUGGGGAAGUCUUCCGGAUCUGUUCGGGCUCAGAUCCGAUGUCCUCAGACGAGGAAUCGUCGGUUUCCUCGACGGGCUCACGGGCUUUCUUGCUGUUCUUCGACUUCUUGGUGACAGUGGGCUCCGUCCCUUUAACCUCCUCGACGGCCCUCUUCCUGGUAGAUCUGGCCCUCGACUUCUUCGACUUGGAAUUUUUUCUGGCUUUCCUGUCGGAUUCGGAUUCAGAAUCCUGGGCGGGUAUUAUGGCGGAAGGGGUUUGGGGUUGGGGUUUCGUCGCGGCGGCCGGCGGUGGGGAAGUCUUCCGGAUCUGUUCGGGCUCAGAUCCGAUUUCCUCAGACGAAGAAUUUUCGGUUUCCUCCUCGCCAGAAGAGGAGACGGGCUCACGGGAUUUCGCCAUUUUACGGUGA